This is a messenger RNA of Polyodon spathula (Mississippi paddlefish), 1359 nucleotides long. RefSeq names its product C2 calcium-dependent domain-containing protein 4C-like. The transcript has a single exon. Bases 1 to 1359 code for a protein of 452 amino acids. The record is from RefSeq and is a predicted model, not a curated record. NCBI's taxonomy places the organism in Eukaryota, Metazoa, Chordata, Actinopteri, Acipenseriformes, Polyodontidae.
AUGUGGUUAAUUGAAAGAAUUCGAGAAACAGUUGAAAACCACAUUCCUUUUGAUGGUAACAGACUUUGCCCUUGUGAGGACAGCACUGCAAUGGCCAGCCUCUCCAACAGACUGCCCAGCAAUGUCCUGACACCAGACAAAAUCCCAGAUUUCUUCAUACCGCCAAAACUUUCCGAAGACUCUGGUAAUUCUAAACGACUUCCAGCAAAAUACAAGAUAAACCCCUCUGCCUCUGAAAACAGCAUCCGGCAUUGCGCAAAGACCCCCCUGCUACAUGUUAGGUCAGGAAGUUUCAGCAAAAGCAACGAGAGAAGGGACCUUGUAAAGUUGGCUAAUCAGCACAUCAUACAAAUAGAGAGUGCAGAGGAUGUCAAUGAAGACAAUAAAAUUAACAUGCACAGAAACAAAUUACGAGACCAUGCCCCUUGUCCUUCGUCAAUGUUACUGCCUCAGGGAGCCACAUAUUACGGUCUUUCUGGUUUCUUUGAAAGCCCUAACACCAGGAGAAAAGAGUCCUUAUUUCAUGUAGACUUAACAAGCUAUACCCUGCGGAAGCAAGGCAGCUUCCCCAGUAAACAGCUACUUUCUCCAACAGGGUCCCUAAGCUUCUUAAACUCUUCUGAUAUAAGUCCACCUCCAUGUCACCCCUGUAAGGUACCCUUCAAGCAGGGUAUCCCUGACAGUGACACACAAUCUUCCAAUGAGUCUUCACCUUACAGUUCUCCUUUGCUGCCUCGAUCCCUAUCGGGCUCCUCUCUGUUAAAAAUGUUUGGUCAAGAGAGCUCUUUGGGUGAGUCUUCUAGAUCCACCUCCAAGCAAUCCCUAGGGGGGAAUAGCUCCUUCUCUACAGAUGAAUGUAGCUCCACAGACAACAGUCCCAGUGCCUCGAAGAAGGCUUUUUUCACAGUGUCUGCUCUUGGUUGCUCCCUGGCCCCUCCUGCAUUGUUCUCUCUCGACCUGCUUCAGUGCCAGGAGCGUCUCCAGAAAGAGCACCUAAUCCAGCUCCACGGCAGAGGAAUGGUUCGGUUGUCUGCAGAGUACGACCCAGGCAGCACCACGCUUCGGGUUCGGGUGGUUUCUGUGGAAGACCUGUAUGACAGCUCUUUUGAGGAGAAGUGUGUUCACUGCUGUGUCAUCGUGUGUCUGACCCCAGGGAAAAUGCAGAGACAGCAGAGCACCAUCAUAAAAAACAGCAGGAAUCCAAUUUUUAACGAGGAUUUCUUUUUCGAUGAGGUCACAGAGGAAGAUCUCCAGAGCAUGUCCUUGAAACUAAAGGUCUUAAACAAGGCAUCUAGCCUCAAACGAGACACAGUGCUGGGUGUUAAUGCAAUGCCUCUUUUUCAGUUAUUGCCUUUGUAA